AACAUAACAUAUGUUUUAUUUGCUGUUGACUGUGGUCCCCUAAAUAACUCUACCAAUGGACUAGUCAGUACAUCCUCUGGAACCACCUUCAUGAUGACUGCUACCUACACCUGUAACACUGGAUACAACAUUGUUGGUAGUGAGAGCAGAACUUCUGGAGCAAGUGGAACAAGUGGAGUGUGGUUAGGAGAAGCUCCACUAUGUAACUUGAUUCCUUUGAGCAGGGGAUCGAGUGCCAUUGUUAACAACUCUGCCUUAUCACUGGCGACCAUUGGAGAGGGUUCCUCUGCCCUCAUCUGUCAUACUGAGCUCAUCACCUGCUGCAGAGGAGAGGACAACAAUGGCGGUGAUGCUCUCGGAGGGUGGAGAGGACCAAAUGGUGGCAGCAUUCCUGACUCAAACACCGAUGGUUUCUACGUGUCGCGAGGUAUGAGCUCCAUUAGUCUGAACUAUGCUAAGCGAUCCAGUGAAGUAGCUGGUACCUACUGUUGUCAAGUGCCCAGGGAGAGUGGGGCAACCCCUACACAUUGUGUCAUGGUGACUGUCUCUGCCCCUGUCCCUGUUGCUGCUAUUGGUGGGGCAGUCGGUGCUAUAGUGGUGGUGAUUCUGGUGAUCCUGCUCAUCAUAUUCCUAGUGGUAUUCCUAAGACACUCACAGAAGAAACAGUAUGAACCUGCUGCCAAAAACUCUGGUCUCUCUACUGUAUACAGCAAACACAGCGAUGCCAGUGAUGGGGGUGUGGCUACCAUAUCAAAAGACCACGAGCCUACCAUCACUGGCUUCCCAAGUGAGAGCAGAGCUAAUGAAGGGGAGGAGGUAGUCAUUAAGCCCAAGGUGGGAGGUCACCCUCCACCCAGUCUCACCUGGUACCACGAUGGUAGGAAGGUGACUGCAGACUAUGCCACAGAACUGGACCAGGAGGGUGGAUUAUCCUUCUCUAGUGUGGAGACUAAGCAUGCUGGUGUGCUGGUGGCCAGUAGACCUUCUGGCAAAGCUGAGAAAGAGCUCCAGUUGAUAGUGGUACCAGAGGGAGGGGAAGAAGAGGAGACAGAUGAGGUAGACCUCACUCCUAUACCAGUGGAUGGGUUUGGAGCAUAUGUCACUGAGCAGCAUGCUAAUGGCAAUAAGAAGUUUGCCAGUAACUAUUCGGGUCUCGGUGGCAAGGAAGGUGAACACUCAACAGCAAUUGCCAAACAGCACAAGGAGGAAAAUAGAUUUAGAAACAUUCUUGUGUAUGAUGACAACCUCAUUAUCCUAGACCCCAUCCCUGGACAAGAGGACUGUCAGAGUGACUACAUCAAUGCCUGCUAUGUAGACGGUUUUGUCAAGCGAAACAAAUUUAUUGCUUCUCAAGGACGACUACCCAAUACUCUGGUGGACUUCUGGCGCAUGAUGUGGCAGGAGAGACCACCCAUAAUAGUCAUGCUCACCAACCUCAUGGAGAACAACAAGAUCAAGUGUCAACAGUACUGGCCUGACAGUGGCAGUGUGAGCUAUGGCCCCUUCACAGUCACCAUCACAGACCAGCAGGUCCUGGCUGACUACACUGUCAGAAACCUACUACUUGCAAUGAAAGGGGAAAGUGGGAAACCUUUCAAGACCACUCAGUUUCACUUUACGACGUGGCCUGAUCACGGAGUGCCUGACUAUGCCACGCCCAUUCUUGGGUUCCACCGUCGGGUCAAGUCCCAACACAAGCCAUCCAGAGGUCCUCUCCUGGUCCACUGCAGUGCUGGUGUGGGACGCACAGGCACUUACAUUGCCAUUGAUAAUGCCCUCGAACAGAUCGCAGCCGAGGGUCUUGUCGAUAUUUCCGGAACAAUUGUCAAAUCUCGCAACCAGAGGAUGAAAAUGGUCCAAACCCAGGACCAAUAUGUGUUCAUCCACGAUGCUAUCCUGGAGUCAGUGACGUGUGGAGACACUCAGAUCUGUGCUGGAGAUCUGCGCAGACAGAUACAGAAGAUGUCAUUAGUGGCCCCAGGAAAAACCACAUCAGAAUUCCAAUACCAGUUCCAAAUUCUGGAACAGGUCUCUCCAAAUCCGAAUGAGGUCAACUGCAGUAGUGCAUUGAGACACAACAACCUGAACAGGGGAAUACAGUACCUACCAAUUGAGAAUCACCGUGUGUUCCUGAAAGGGGAGGACCCUGGCCGUGACUACAUCAAUGCCGUCUUUGUCAAUGGCUACAAGCACCAGAAGGCAUACAUCAUUGCCCAGAAUCCACUGGACUCAACUGUGCGUAACUUCUGGAAGAUGAUCUAUGACAGGAAGUGUGCGGCUGUUGUGAUGUUGACUCCACUCAGUGAGAAUGGGAAGGAGGCAUGCUCCCAGUACUGGCCAGAGGGUGGCAAUGUCACCUCCUUCGGUGAGUUCACCAUUGAUAACUUGGGGGAGGAAGUCAACACUGGGUUCGUUAUGAGGCAACUAAGCGUACUUAACAAGAAGACAAAAAAAACUCUGCAAAUAAUUCAGAUCCAAAUUCUCGAUUGGAAGUUGACUGGUGCAUGUGCAAACUUCAAGAUUAUAACUGACGUCAAUGAGGAGGUUGUAAAGGUUCAAAGGAGGACUGGAAACAAGGCGAUUGUGGUCCACUGCAGUGACACUGCGACCCGCUCUGGUAUGUACUGCUCUGUAGCUACUACCAUUGACCGUUGCAAGACAGAGGGAGUGGUGGAUGUGUUCCAGGUGGUCAAGGCUCUCAGGGUCCACAAGCCAGGGGCAGUACCCUCAGUUGACAACUACAAGGAUGUUUUCGAGGCCUUGUUGGUCUACUUGGACUCCUUCGAUACUUACGCAAACUUUCUCUAAAACUAAAACUAGAACUGAGGUGGCAGCUUUUGUUCCACUUACAUUUUGGGAGGGGGAGAUUCUAAUAUAAUGUGCAUAUGUUAG
Halichondria panicea is the source of this 2892-nucleotide messenger RNA. Its product is annotated as receptor-type tyrosine-protein phosphatase alpha-like. The transcript is spliced from 18 exons. Bases 91 to 2808 code for a protein of 905 amino acids. The record is from RefSeq and is a predicted model, not a curated record. Lineage: Eukaryota; Metazoa; Porifera; Demospongiae; Suberitida; Halichondriidae. Gene Ontology annotation, molecular function: protein tyrosine phosphatase activity. Gene Ontology annotation, biological process: protein dephosphorylation.